GGGGCUUUGUUUCUGGGGAGGAAGACCUGGAGGUCUUUUGUUUGGGGGUUUGGUGUUUUCACCCCCCCACCCACCCUACUCCUCGCGCCUCUUCGGUUUCUCGAGCUCUGUGCAGAAAAGGAGGAGAAGCGGCGUCUUGCAACCCCCUCGGCUGGGCCCCGGGGUAAUUCGAUGCGGGCCUGGCGAGGCUCCCCACGCUAGACCCGGGCUCGCGUCUCGGCAGCCUCCACCCACCGGCCCACCCUACAUUUAGCGCAUCAUGUGAUCCGGGAUCAAUGUGACUGUAGAAACAAAUGGAUGAAUGAAUAUCCAUAUGAAGAGGAAAACAAUAAAGAAUAUCGACACCUUUGAGAACAGAAUGUUAAUGCUUGAUGGGAUGCCGGCAGUCAGAGUCAAAACAGAGCUGUUGGAAUCUGAACAAGGGUCUCCAAACGUCCACAACUAUCCCGAUAUGGAAGCUGUUCCCCUGUUGCUAAAUAAUGUGAAAGGGGAGCCCCCAGAGGACUCGUUAUCUGUAGAUCACUUCCAAACACAAACUGAGCCAGUGGACUUGUCAAUAAACAAAGCCAGGACAUCCCCUACAGCCGUUUCAUCUUCCCCAGUUUCCAUGACAGCGUCUGCCUCCUCACCUUCUUCUACUUCAACCUCUUCAUCGUCUUCUAGUCGUCCAGCCUCAUCCCCAACUGUUAUAACAUCAGUAUCUUCAGCAUCAUCCUCGUCAACAGUAUUAACGCCAGGGCCCCUUGUUGCCUCUGCAUCUGGUGUGGGAGGCCAGCAGUUUUUGCACAUUAUUCAUCCUGUACCACCUUCAAGCCCCAUGAACUUACAGUCUAACAAACUGAGUCAUGUUCACCGCAUCCCUGUGGUGGUCCAGUCGGUGCCUGUUGUCUACACAGCUGUACGGUCACCUGGAAAUGUGAACAACACUAUAGUAGUGCCGCUUUUGGAGGAUGGGAGAAGCCAUGGUAAAGCACAAAUGGACCCUCGAGGCCUAUCUCCCAGACAAAGUAAAAGUGACAGUGAUGAUGAUGACCUGCCAAAUGUGACCUUAGAUAGCGUUAAUGAAACUGGAUCUACGGCCCUUUCCAUAGCCAGAGCAGUACAAGAGGUACAUCCGUCACCAGUAUCGAGAGUCCGUGGAAAUCGAAUGAAUAAUCAGAAAUUUGCUUGUUCAAUUUCACCAUUUAGUAUUGAGAGCACAAGACGCCAGAGAAGGUCUGAAUCCCCAGAUUCCAGAAAACGGCGUAUCCACAGAUGUGACUUUGAGGGAUGCAACAAAGUAUAUACAAAAAGUUCCCACCUGAAGGCUCAUCGGAGGACACAUACAGGAGAGAAACCCUACAAGUGUACCUGGGAAGGCUGCACCUGGAAGUUUGCGCGAUCGGAUGAACUGACAAGGCAUUACCGCAAACACACGGGAGUGAAGCCAUUCAAGUGUGCGGACUGCGAUCGAAGCUUUUCCCGGUCAGAUCAUUUGGCACUGCACCGCCGGAGGCAUAUGCUGGUGUGAGGAAUGCUACCUGUCCAGCUAAGCUUAAGAGCUGGAUCUCUUAGCGGCACCCAAUUCAGCAGGGCUGGAUCCCCUUCACAGUGUUAACACA
Orycteropus afer afer is the source of this 1601-nucleotide messenger RNA. Lineage: Eukaryota; Metazoa; Chordata; Mammalia; Tubulidentata; Orycteropodidae. The record is from RefSeq and is a predicted model, not a curated record.